Molecule: messenger RNA, 432 nt
Organism: Vicia villosa (hairy vetch)
Lineage: Eukaryota; Viridiplantae; Streptophyta; Magnoliopsida; Fabales; Fabaceae
Product: TPD1 protein homolog 1-like
Exons: 2
Coding region: 1-432 (143 amino acids)
Biological process (GO): cell fate determination
Source: RefSeq, a predicted model, not a curated record
AUGAAUUUUGUGAUCUUGGGUUUCUUGAUGAUAGCUGUCUUGAUUCCUACUAAUGUAGUAGGAAGGGAUUUGUAUGAGACCUCAUCAAUCUCUAAAACAGCAAGUGUAUCUUCACAUCUUGAUGAAAAUUGCGGCAAGUCUAGUAUUCAAAUAAAUCAAUCUCCAACUGAACCACUUCCAAGUGGUAUUCCAACAUAUACAGUUGAGAUUGCAAACACAUGUGUCUCUGGUUGUUCCAUCUCUAACGUUCAUGUUGCAUGUGGCAUGUUCAGUUCUGCGACACUUAUCAAUCCAAACACCUUCAAGCGUCUCAGCAACAAUGAUUGUUUAGUUAAUGGUGGAAACACUAUUCCUAAUGGAGGUGUUAUUUCCUUCAAAUAUGCUAACACAUAUUCUUAUCCUCUUUCUGUCUCAUCUGUGGAUUGUAGUUGA